GCCGCCAAUGACGGCAUGCGGCAGCUAGCGGCGGAAGGUGCGCGGCCGUCGCCAGUCGCCGCCGCCCGUCCCUCCUCUCGUGCCCAGUUUGUUUACACUGGUGCCGCCGAGGACAUGGGCCGACAGACACUCGCUCUCUUGUUCCUCGCUCUGCUGGCGGCGUCCUCCACCCACGGGUCGAGGAGAGAUGGAGGCGGCCUUGGGGAAGCGAAGGAGAGCUGGGGCUACGUGAGUGUUCGCCCCGGGGCCCACAUGUUCUUCUGGCUCUACUACACCACGGCCACAGGGGACUACCGCUCACGCCCCCUGGUGGUGUGGCUGCAGGGAGGGCCCGGGGCUUCCUCUACGGGCAUCGGGAACUUCCUUGAGAUCGGCCCCCAGGAUGCGAGUCUCAAGAAUCGGACGAAUGCCUGGACCAAGGAGGUGAACGUGCUCUUCGUGGACAACCCGGUGGGCACAGGCUACAGCUACGUGCAGGAUCCCAAGCUGCUGCCCACCAACAACUCUGCCAUCGCCACCGACCUUGUUAACUUCAUGGGCGCAUUCUUCAAAAAGGUGCCAGAGUUCGAGAAGGUGCCUCUGUACAUCUUCACGGAGUCCUAUGGCGGCAAGAUGGGGGCCAGGUUUGCACAGGCUCUCAGCAAGGCGGUGCUCCAGAAGAAGGUGCGGUGCCAGCUGGCGGGUCUUGUCAUGGGGGACUCCUGGAUCUCUCCCGUGGAUGCUGUCAAGGCUUGGGGCCCAUACCUCUAUGCCACGUCCCUGAUUGACUCGGCCGGGAUGGCUUCCGUUGACGCCAAGACCGACGAGGUGGCCGCCGCAGUGAAGGCCGGCAAGAUGACUGACUCGACCAAGCUGUGGGGCGAGGCGGAGCAGCUCAUCGAGAGGGUCACCAAUGGAGUCAACUUCUACAACAUCCUGAAGACGCCCAACAACUCCUCCACUGCCAACCACAUCACGGGGACCACAACUCCACUGCCAAUAAGGGACAACCACACUUUCAAGACCCCGGAAGUUGCAUACCUGUACUACCAUCAUGUGGGCCGAAUCUCUGCAACCCUGGACGCCUUGAUGAACGGGCCAAUCAAGCAGAAGCUCAAGGUUGUUCCCGCCAACGUCACCUGGGGAGGCCAGAGUGAGGAGGUGUUUGACGCCCUCUCGGCAGACUUCAUGACCUCGGCCAUCCCAAAUGUGGAGAUGCUGCUGAACACAACCUCCCUCAAGGUGGUGGUGUACAACGGCCAGCUGGACCUCAUCGUGUGCACGCCAGGUGCCCAGAAGUGGGUUGAGAACAUGCACUGGGCCGGCACCAAGCAGUGGGUGCAGUCCACCAGGAAGCCGAUGGUGGACAGCACAGGCGGCACCAUGGCCUUCUCAAAGUCCUUCAAGAAUUUCAGCUUCUACUGGAUUCUCAAUGCUGGGCACAUGGUUCCCGCAGAUGCCAGUGACGUGGCCAUGCGGGUGAUGGAGGAGAUCGUGGGCACCAAGAAGUAGCCCACACGCUGGCCUCACAGGUGCUUGGUGAGCUGCACAACAGGUACGGCUCCUUAGCAAUGCACGUGCACCAUUCCAACUUGUACCAUCAGAGAAGAAAACAACCCUAAAAUCUGAGUUGCAGUAUAAAAAAGAAAAGCAAGUUAAGGCUAGAUAAAGAUGGAUAAUCAUGCUUGACUUUGUGAUUACUUUUUACAAUUGAACUCAACUUGUCAGGGUAUUUUUGUCCUUGAUACAAGUGCUAAUUGGAAUGGUGUCUGUGGGUUGUUAAGUGUGGCCUACCUGUGUGUGUGGCUGGGGCAGGUAUGGCUGGGAGGCUGAACCAACAGUAUUAACAUUGAUCAUUUGCAUACUUCCAUGUCUUCAAAAGGGUUCACUUAGUCUAGUAUGUAAGUUGGGCUUGGGCAUGAGCUUUGCAUAGCAUAUCACACUAUAUUGGAGGCAAAGCAAUGCCAUUUUACUCUGAGCCAUUGUGAUACAUUAACCCACAGGGAUAGCAUUAGUGAGCUGAUUCUGGGUCACUAGUUGUGCUGUGACCUGUGAGUCCAACCUAGGUCAUUAGUUAUGUUGUGAGGUCAAUGCAAAUAGCGUGUGUGUGAGCCGGGUGCGUGUGAGUCAUGGGGGUUACAAUAAUUACUCUGUUCAUGUCCUGGGUGGCUGGGGUUCAACAUUACCAGAUUGUCGUUCUUUGCCUUCUAUGUCUGCCGAUUUCCAACCCAAAAACUGCUUCCAUCACCCAAAUAACUGCCUUCAUAUAUGGUUGAUUAUUGGUGUUUCUUGGCAACAGUUACGGGCCAGAAACCAGUAAAUACGCGGCUCUGAGUACGAUAAUCUGGCAACGGUGCUGGGGCCUGAAGGAGUGGCUGAAGGCAAAGCAGGUUGUUCAGUAAGCUUGUCCACAUAUCAGUCGCUCAUCAUUCAGACAUAUCAAUCAGUCGCUCAUCAUUCAGGCAUAUUAAUCAGUCGCUCAUCAUUCAGGCAUAUCAAUAAUCCGAAUGACAUUUAUUUGUGAUAGUGAGAAGCAAUUAGUUGUAGUUAAGCAGAGAUGCCUUUUGAACAACUGGAUGUGAAAGGAAUAGUUAGAUAUUAAGAAGCACAAAGUUCAUAGAUAGAAAGGCUGUGCGGGGGAUUAUCAAGGUUAUGUAGGAAGGUGUUUGUAUCGUUGUGAAGAGAACUCGUAAACAAGACGGAGAAGAGGUGCUCAUUUUCUUGCCUUCUCGUGUAGUAACCAUGUAAAAGAACGAGGGAAUUUAUAGUGCAUGCUCCUUUAGUGGCCAUUCUAAUUAGUGAUCAUGACAAGAAUUAAACAACAACAACCUGGAGAACUUAAGCAGAGGUAUGAAAAUAAUAACUGUCAAAAUAAUAGGAAGUAGUAAUAUUAAUUUUGACGAGUAUUUAUUUUCUUUACGCCUGACCUUCAAUUCCCAGGGUAUUAGAUUAGAAGAAUUAGAUUGGUGCAUGUAGUUAGAUAAGUGAAAAUAUCCUGCCGAGGAAUGAAAAAUGAUCUGUGGUUUUACUGUUACAAGGAAGACGUAAAGGAUAAGAUGAAGGAUAAUAGGAUGAUGAUGAUAAGAUGAAGGAUAAUAGGAUGAUGAUGAUAAGAUGAAGGAUAAUAGGAUGAUGAUGAUAAGAUGAAGGAUAAUAGGAUAAUACUAAGAUAAAGGAUAAUAGGAUGAUGUUAAGACAAUAAGGACUUGAUAAAUUGGAAGGUAUACAUUGUGAAGGUGGAUUCAAGGCAUUACUACAUAUAAAGGAAGAGUGUGAUGGUCUCGUUGAUAUGUGAUGCAUUAUAUAUUAAUAAUUGUUUAAUAAAGGUACUAUUAUAA
This is a messenger RNA of Eriocheir sinensis (Chinese mitten crab), 3317 nucleotides long. Its product is annotated as retinoid-inducible serine carboxypeptidase-like. Gene Ontology annotation, molecular function: serine-type carboxypeptidase activity. The record is from RefSeq and is a predicted model, not a curated record. Bases 16 to 1491 code for a protein of 491 amino acids. The transcript is spliced from 10 exons. NCBI's taxonomy places the organism in Eukaryota, Metazoa, Arthropoda, Malacostraca, Decapoda, Varunidae. Gene Ontology annotation, biological process: proteolysis.